This is a messenger RNA of Kockovaella imperatae, 978 nucleotides long. RefSeq lists its product as hypothetical. The coding region runs from base 1 to 876 and encodes 291 amino acids. Lineage: Eukaryota; Fungi; Basidiomycota; Tremellomycetes; Tremellales; Cuniculitremaceae. The record is from RefSeq and is a predicted model, not a curated record. The transcript is spliced from 5 exons.
AUGCUGAGACUAUUUCUCGUCGCCUUACUCGCAGCGCAAUCCGCUGUGGCCAUCACCAACUUCAUCGGGUGUGCAACUGAACUUCUCGCCGGUUGUAUUGCGCAGGUAGGAAUCACCGACCAGCCUACUUGUGUUGACAAAUGCGCUGCAUCUGGUUACAGAUAUAUCUACUAUCAGGACAGCCUCGACAGCCCUUGCUAUUGUUCUGCUAAUUAUCCGACCGUGAAUGACUUUACCCCGUCCUCCUCUCCCUCCUGCGACACCUCCCAUUACACUGUCGAACGAAUUGUCGGUACUUUCACUUACCAAUUCUGUGCCCAUAACGUUGGCGGCACUUCAUCUUUCUCCGGGACCGUUUCAACCAUUGAAGAUUGUUUUUCAUCCUGUGGUCCAUACACCUGGGCUUCGUGGAUUAACAAUGGAGGCACGUUCUGUGGCUGUUGGGCAGACAGUGCGCCCUCUUUCACCAACGAUCAGACCUGUACCUAUCCAGUGUACAAGCACACGGCUGGAUCCACAGAUGCUUCCGGCAUCUACCGGAAACGAGAUGCAGCCCCCAAGCGGAUGUUAGCCGGCAGCAAUGGCGUUUCCUGCCCUGGUAAUCUGCUCCCUUGUUUAGUCGCACCCACAUCGGACCCUUCAUGGGAAGACAGCUACGAGUGCUUGGACACCGUAUCUGACCUGGAAGCUUGCGGGGGGUGUCCGUACGGCCUUCACCCUGCCGCAUCUCCCUUUAUAGGAUCGGCCGUAGACUUCGGUCAAGACUGUUCAGCUAUUCCUGGCGUUGCGCUCGGAGGGGUGACUUGUGCUGCCAGCAGUUGCGUCGUGACAGCUUGCAGGGCUCCGUACGAGCUAGACAACGGGAUUUGUGUCUAGGAUGGGCGAGAGGCAUAUAUAUCGAUCUCACCACUGUCUCUCACUAGAUAUAUGUCCGACUGGUAGAGAUUGGAUUCUUGGGCCUCAUGUAUUCGAUCGAGG